This is a messenger RNA of Plodia interpunctella (Indianmeal moth), 2125 nucleotides long. RefSeq names its product NADPH--cytochrome P450 reductase-like. Gene Ontology annotation, cellular component: cytosol. Lineage: Eukaryota; Metazoa; Arthropoda; Insecta; Lepidoptera; Pyralidae. The record is from RefSeq and is a predicted model, not a curated record. The transcript is spliced from 10 exons. Gene Ontology annotation, biological process: response to hormone. Gene Ontology annotation, molecular function: FMN binding; NADPH-hemoprotein reductase activity; flavin adenine dinucleotide binding. The coding region runs from base 335 to 1873 and encodes 512 amino acids.
ACACGAACGAAACAAGAAAUAAACAAAGUGAUUCAGUUCAUUUCAUAAUAGCCAUCGUAUUUAUUUAUAUUUAUUGAUUUAUAGAAAAAGUUAGACUUUGAGAGGCACAAUAGCUUAGUACAAUUUUUCCCAGAAUCCCAGAUACAUCAAUUAUAAAGUGACAAAAUGGUUAUAUAAGUAUAUCUUUGAGGUUACCUACUUUGUUUUUACAAAUUUUUAUCCAUUGAAAUCGUGGUACAUCGUUCUUUACUUAAUAACAUACUACACAUAUAUUAAUUGGUACAUAGUUAGGUUUACUUCAUCGAGGAAUAAGUUUUGUACAGGAUUUACGAUCAUGAGUACUAUCAUAAGAAAUUUACCAUGUUUCUUAUUAAAUGUAAUAAACAGAAGAAAAAUCGAAUCGCCAUUAAGGAAAAUACAAUACAUGGUUUUAGACCUGAAUGCAGGUUUGCAAAAUGGAUAUUAUAAAAUAGUAUCUUUUGAAGAAUUUAAUGCUAAACAAACUUUUAGUAUAACAUGCAGAAAUGACUUCUUAAGUAUACAAGACAUUUUAAAAAGUUUAAAACAAAACAUCUGGUUGGAAAUUGUUAACAUUCAGACAUUCAGUAAAUUUGAAUGCUGGAAAAAUACUUACCCAGAUAGUUUAAAUUCUGGAAAGGCGGGACUACAUAAUCUUCAAAUCAAAAGGCCACCAUUUGAUGCAAACAACCCAUUCUUAGCUCAAAUAAUUAUUAACAAGGAAUUGCAUAAAGGUGGGAAUAGAUCAUGUCUUCAUUUGGAGUUUGAUAUAUCUAAUUCUAAAAUGGAUUAUGAAGCUGGUGAUUAUGUAGCAGUGUUUCCGAAAAAUUACUCUAGUUUGGUUGAACAACUUGGAGAAUUGACAAAUACAGAUCUCAGUGAAGGUAUCUCACUGAGCAACAAAGACAAUCAGACCACAUCAUACCACACAGCUUUAUCACAUUAUGUAGAGAUUACAGCAUUACCGUCCCCAGAUGUUAUGAUGAAGUUGGCAGAGUAUUGCAGCAAUCAAAACGACAAAAAUAAAAUGACACUCAUGGGGACAAACUCCGAAGAAGGAAAAACAUUAUACAAGACAUUUAUCGAAGAUGCUAGACGAAAUAUUGUACAUAUUUUAGAAGAUAUAAAAUCAUGUAAACCACCUCUGGAUCAAAUUUGUAGGCUUUUGCCACGUCUUCAGCCAAGAUACUAUUCAAUUUCCUCUAGUCCGAAAUUGUUUCCAGAAUCAGUUCACGUGACGGCCGUUGUGGUGAAGUACCAAACGAAGUCGGGGCGCGUGAACCAGGGCGUGACGACCGCGUGGCUGGCCGGACGUCAGCCCGCGUCCGCUGAGCCGCUGCCGACAGUGCCCAUUUAUAUAAGGAAAUCAGAAUUUAGACUGCCAGCUAGUACAAAAACGCCGAUCAUAAUGGUGGGAACAGGCACAGGUCUGGCGCCUUUCCGCGGAUUCCUGCAGGAGAGAGCUCACGCUCGGUGGAACGGCGGCGACGUCGGCGAAACUAUCCUUUAUUUUGGAUGUAGACAUCGGGAUCAAGAUUUCAUAUAUCAAGAGGAGCUGGAGGAGUAUGAGAAAUGUGGCCUCUUGAAACUCAACUUGGCGUUCUCCAGAGACCAAUAUCAAAAAGUUUACGUCACUCACUUGCUUGAAAAAAAUUUGGAGCAAAUAUGGAACAUUCUCGGCAACCGAAAUGGACACUUCUAUGUGUGUGGGAACGCGAAUAAUAUGGCAGUGGACGUGAGAAAUAUCGUCCUGCGGGCUAUAAGGGAGGUUGGCAUGAAAUCAGAUGAAGAUGCCAUCAAAUUUCUUAACUACCUAGAAUCCAUUAAGAAGUAUUGCUCAGAUGUGUGGAGUUGAAUCAAGUUUUGUUAUUGGGACGAGAAUUCUAAAUAAGUAGUAAAUCCCCAUGAUUCAAUUAGAAAACGGGUACCGCCAUAUAACAGGGAUUAAAAUAAUAAAUAAUUGAUAUGUACGUACACGUACAGUCAUAUUUAAAAUAAUUGCUUAGUUUAUUUUUGGUAUAGGUAAAGUACCUAACGCGUUAUUUUCUCUCUGUGAUGUAUUUUUUACUAAGAAAUAAUGUUCAUUAUAUAUAAAGAUAAUGUUGAC